Messenger RNA from Tachysurus vachellii, 1639 nucleotides. It is a transcript of the gene psme3ip1, whose product is annotated as proteasome activator subunit 3 interacting protein 1. Gene Ontology annotation, cellular component: nucleus. The record is from RefSeq and is a predicted model, not a curated record. Lineage: Eukaryota; Metazoa; Chordata; Actinopteri; Siluriformes; Bagridae. Bases 197 to 970 code for a protein of 257 amino acids. The transcript is spliced from 8 exons.
CAGUGACACAAGUGCGGGUGGUAAAUAUCUACAUUCUCUCUAUUUCUGUCUUUGCGUAAAUCAUGGAGAAUUAAGAAUUAAUUUCGAAGCUUAUAUACCAACUCUUUGAGCUCUGAUGUGCUGAAUCUGUUAUCGAUGACUUCAUGAAGUGGAUCCAUUUUUCCACUUGAUACAGCUGAUUACAUUGAGCACUGUCAUGGCGGACGGGGUAGACCUGAGCCGGAAGUUUGUUUCAGAAUCAGAGAUAGAGGAGAAGAGAAAAAAGCGGCAGGAGGAAUGGGAGAAAGUUCGCAAGCCUGAUGAUCCUGAAACCGUCCCCGAGGAGGAGUAUGACCCUCGAUCCCUGUUUGAGAAGCUUCAAGAGCAGAAGGACAAAAAACAGGAGGAAUACGAGGAACAAUUCAAAUUCAAAAACAUGGUAAAAGGCUUGGAUGAGGACGAGGCCCACUUUCUGGAUGAAGUGUCACGGCAGCAGUGCCUUGUAGAGAAGCAGAGGAGAGACGAGGAGAAACAGGAGCUUCAGGAAUACAGGGCUUUGAAAAAAAUGGUGUCCAGUCAGAGUCAAAAGAAGGAGCCAGAGAAAAAGGCUGCACCCAAACCACCAGAACAGAAGACCAGCCAUCUGUCUCAGGCACACCUACUGGCUGGUGCAGUCAAACGCCGCAGUUCCUCUCAGUCGUCAGAAAGCAGUAAGAAGCAGAAAGUAGAGGAGACGACGAUGACAGCAGCAGCAGAAACAACUGGUAACGGCAGUCAGACAGAUCAGGAAACAGUGGGGCAGAAAUCGGUGCCUAGGGCAGGAGUGACACGGGGGGGCACGCUCCAUCGACCCUCUGCAGCCAUGUGUGUGGGCAUCCUGCCAGGCCUCGGGGCCUACUCGGGCAGCAGCGACUCCGAGUCUAGCAGUGACAGCGAAGGUAGCGUGGAAGGAACCACCUUUCCCAUAAAGUGCCACAGACUCUUCAGAUAGACACACUGACGAACCACACGGUCAUCCAUUUUAUUUCUCCCUUAUUGUAUCUUGGCUCCUCCCCUGUUUUUGCCCUUUUAGCCGUCCGGAUCACAGUUGCUUGAUCUCAGUUGAUGUUAAUGUUGACGGUAUAAACUCAGUAAUUUGCCUCAGUGUCCCAGUUCUAAAAUUCUGCAGUGCUGGAUGUUUGGUUUUAAUAAGACUUUUUCCUAAUCUGACUUAAAACUAAUUAAAGGCUCCUUUAACAGUAAUUGGCACUGUGGUCAUUGAUGUGUUGUGUGUUGAAAUGACUCCUCCCCAUCAUCCCCGUAUUACAUUCCAUACAGUUUAAAUCCCUGCACCUAAACCUGGCGAUGACACCCUACGCGUCUCCAUGGCUUCUACCGAGCUGCUGACGAAGGGGAUGACGACUGACGUCUGUGGAUUGAAGAGAAGGCUGCUUUAUGUCACUUAAUCGGAUAUCUUCAGUACCAUCAUAUGAGAGAAUCAGACUGUUCUGAGCAGUGCUGGGUUGGAAGAUGUAUAAAAAAAAGUCUUUCUGAAAGUCCAUGCUUGUUUUUUUAAGGCUGCAAUGCUAAAAAUGCUGGAUAUUUUAUGAACUGUUCCCCUAUAAGGAUAUGAAUGUGCGUGAAACCUGGAUGGAACAUUAAAGCCAAAAGGGAAAUGAAA